Messenger RNA from Lytechinus pictus (painted urchin), 2890 nucleotides. RefSeq lists its product as uncharacterized. The coding region runs from base 409 to 921 and encodes 170 amino acids. The record is from RefSeq and is a predicted model, not a curated record. The transcript is spliced from 5 exons. Gene Ontology annotation, molecular function: ornithine decarboxylase activity. Lineage: Eukaryota; Metazoa; Echinodermata; Echinoidea; Temnopleuroida; Toxopneustidae. Gene Ontology annotation, cellular component: cytoplasm.
GGAUUUGAGCCUGGCCAGUUUACAUAAGAACAGACUGCGCGGCCGUAAGAGUGCCAUAUUUUCGCAAGAUUUAGAUUUUUUUCAAACAAGAGUGGAAACGCCGGCAACACGAAUUGCGAAUGCCUCCUCUAAAAAAUAAAUUUGCAUGCCACAGCGAGUUCAACUCGAGUGAUUCAGUCAGUCGGCAGGCCAUACAAAACACGCCUAUAUAGUUUAUUCUGGAGCACAGCACUGUGACUUUGGAAUAACCUCUUCAACCGUGCGCGAGGAUUGUUUGAAGAAGAAAACGACAAAACUCUAUUUCGACGCCACUCAAACUUUUCCGGGAAUGGUAGGAGAAGUUACAAGCAGGGGCGUGCCCUCGGUGACACUUUCGGGGUUGAUUAUUUCGUUAAAUAAUCUUCAGUUAUGGGAUUAAACAUCUCGGCUGGGCGGACAUUGCAAGAGGAAGGAUCACUGGAUGCCAGAAAUGAUGAUAAGAUUGUUAAAUACAUGAAGGAUGUGAUAAAUGGGGACAAUGUUCAUGUAUCCAGAGAGGAUGACGAAGACCCUUUCUUUGUGUUAGAUCUGAAGGAUGUGGAGAAGAAGCACCACCUAUGGAAGCAGGAGUUUCCGAAUGUGCAACCAUUCUAUGCUGUUAAAUGCAACUCCAACAGAAGAGUACUAGAAAUGUUAGCUAUACUUGGAGCUGGUUUUGAUUGUGCGAGCAAGGCGGAGUUACAGCAGGUGCUUGAUCUAGGCGUUCAGCCUAAUAGGAUCAUAUAUGCACACCCAUGCAAAGCCAAAUCACACCUCAUGUUCGCCAAGGAGAACGAUGUCCGACUCAUGACGUUCGACAACGAGGACGAGCUCGUCAAAAUAAAAGAAGUCUUUCCAAAAGCGAGGUUAGAUCGACAAAAGAUGUUACGUUAUCACAUUUAGGUGCACUUCUUUCAGGUUUUUUUUUUCAAACUUGCUUCUUAGUUUUCAUUUUGAAAAGGAAAAUUCCUUUUUGUUUGUUUCGAAUUACCACCAUUUAAUAUACCUGCCAUAUGCUGUUAUACUAACUACCACCAUGAUUACGGCCAUGACAAGGCAGAUUUGUAAAAUAAGGAGGACAAUAAACUGAUAAACAUUUAUUGACAGAUCUUCUCUUGGUCUUACUGGUGGUUUCAGAAAUCUGCUGGCAAGAUGACAUCAUUUUAAUCUGUUAAAAGAAAUGCCUUACAUCUAAGUUUCAUUUGCACUUGUCAAUUGAUAAGAGUUCAAAUCAAUCAAGAAAGUUCAUGUAAAUCUUCAACAAAACUGGAUGAAUAUUGACGAGGAAUGGUGGUAUUGGAAUAAUUAUAGUACUUAUUUUCAAGGGACUCAUGGGAGAUGACGUCAUCCGUUUUCUCAUUGCUAAUCCAUGAUGGCGUAUACCAUCGAGGGUCCCCGAUCCCGAUUUUUUUCUUUAAAAAUGUAUUUUCUUUUAUCUGACUGUAUACCUACGUCAAUUGAGGACUUUCCAAUUAGCCUACAAUAUACGAUAAUUCUUCGGAAUAUUUUUUAACGUUUUUUGUGUAAGAUUUUUUAAGGGUUUAUCAAGUGUGCUAAACAAGUUGAUUUAGUACCGUACAGAUGCUGAUAAUAAAUAAUGGUGAUAAAUGUGUUCAGAUGUUUAUAAAGCAAUCUAUAGCAAUUCAUUUAUAAUUAGAGUUCGUAUUCAUACUCAAGUUUACAAGUAGGCUUAUCCCACUCACAUGACCUGUAUAUAGAUUAGCUGUUUGAAUUAUAAUGCCGGGAUCACAUGUCAAUGAAAUUCAGUAUAUAUUAUAUAUAUAUUGUGAAAGAAAUGGACGAAGAGAAAAAUGAGACAUUUUUUCGGCAUCACCAAUUUUCCCAAAGGGCAGAUAGCUUUGGGGAACCUUGAUAUAAGCAACGCCAACCAUUGUUCGCUUCAUCCAUUUCUUUCACAAUAUAUAUAUAACAAAAAAAAACAAUUCAAAAUAGUUCAAAUUGGUGAAGCUUUUUUCAGUACUUUUUAUUCAAUGUUUAUACUUUACAUAUUUCAAUAAAAAGAAAAAAAACAAGAAUAGCACCGCGAAAAGUACAUUUAAGCAAAAUAGCGCCAUGGGAAUAAAGUGAAGGUAAAGAAAAUAAACAGUUGAAUGAAAUAUCAAAGAGAAAAUAAAAAUAUAAAGGAAGUUAAAAGAAAACAAUCGUGUUUGUAUCUUUAUAUAUAUAUGUAAUGUACAUGUAAGUAUCCUUGUUUGGCGUCACCUAUGCCACGUGGAAGUCGAAAAACAAUAUCCUUGAUGACGGUUUAGUAGUUCAUCUAGCAAUUUUUUAUCUUCAUCAAGACCAUGAAAAAUAAAAAAAUGAAAGUGAUCCUUUUUACAGUGUCUUCAUUCCGAAGAUACAAGUCACAUUUGAUUGAAAUUUGAAAUUGCUCAAACUAGGCAAACUGCAAGAUCGAAUGGCAUAUUGGCCGACACAUCACCAGCAUAAAAUCAUAAUUUAACGAUUUUCUUUAAAAAAAAACGGUUACAACUUUGUAUCAAUAAACACAGAAUUUACUUCCGCGUAUAAUUUUUUUUCGAAUUGCCCCCCCCCCAAAAAAAAAAAAAAGGAAUACGCGAAUAUAAUAAAUUUAGUUUGUUAUGUUAUUGAAUACUAAUUGCGCAGUAACGACAGAUUUCAAUACUUAAAAAUACAAUUUAUUCUCCAUCGCCAUGCUUUCUCGUAGUUAUUCAAAGUCAUUCAAUAUGCUCAAUAAAUUGUAUACAUGAUUGUAUACCAUGUUCAUGAUGUUAUAGAUAUAACUACUAAUUUUCCAUCUAAAGCAUACUUAUAAAAAAGCUACGCUCCUUUGCAUGCAAAUGAUCAUCGAGGAUCGCGGAAUCGCAAUAAAUUGUAUAGUUCAUGUGUA